Amphimedon queenslandica is the source of this 1667-nucleotide messenger RNA. Its product is annotated as putative leucine-rich repeat-containing protein DDB_G0290503. NCBI's taxonomy places the organism in Eukaryota, Metazoa, Porifera, Demospongiae, Haplosclerida, Niphatidae. The transcript has a single exon. The coding region runs from base 87 to 1649 and encodes 520 amino acids. The record is from RefSeq and is a predicted model, not a curated record.
GACAGAGCAACUCUCUCGCAGUUAAACAGUUGAAGGAAACAAUCAGAAACAUUGAACAAGAUAGAGACAGACUGAGCAAAGAAAUAAUGACACUGAAAUCUGAGAAUGAAGCUCUCUCGGGCUCCUUGAAAGAUCUAAACGAAUCUAUGACCAGCCAAAAUCAAAUUAAAGACAAAGAGAUACAAGGAGUAAGAGAGACUCUGGCAGAGAAGCAAGCACUGGUUGUAAAAUUACAACAAGAAGCUCAUAAAGCCAAAGAAGAAGCAUCAAAGGCACAGACUGAGUCUUCUUCGUCAGUAGAGAAACAAGUAGAGGCAGCAAGACAAGAGAUAAAGAAGAAAGCUGAGGGCAAGCUAGGGACCAUAAAGAAGCAACUGACAGCUCAGUUUGAGAAGACGGAGUCAGAACUUAAGAGGCAGCUACUUGAGAAAGAAAAGAAGUUGGAGUCAAUGACCGCGUCCUUUGAAGACCUGAAGAGAAAGAACGAGAGCCUGGAGGAGAGGGGACAGGGGCUCUCUGGAAAGGUGAGUUCUCUUCAGUCACAACUAGAGCAGCUGGAGAAGACUCACAGCGAGAGAUUCGUACAAUUGGAGGCGUCUUUGAGAGAGAAAGAGAGCGAGUUGUUUGAGAAAUCCCAAGAGUACUCUGAACUCUCCUCUAGUCAUGAAGAGAUGGAGAAAGAGCUCACGGGAUUAAAGAAAUCACUGGAAGAGAAAGAGAGAGUACUACACGUAAAAGAAACAGAGUCAAAGGAAGGGAAUGAGCAGCUUGCACUAAAACUGGCGGCCAUUAGAAAUGAGAGAGACGAUCUUCAGAGAGAACUGACUGACAGCGAAAAUAGAAGGAGCCAAUCGGAGAAAGAAGCAAGUGAGAGAUUGGAAAAGAAGCUGACCGAGAUCAAAGGCCUUGAGAAGAAACUCAGACAAAGCGAGCGCAAACUGGUACAAGCUGAUAAGGAAUGGCAGGAGAAGAUGGAAGAGAUCCUCACCAAAGCAAACAAAGAGCACCAGAGACUCACUCAAGAGCUUGAGGUGAAGAACCUUUCUCGUUCAUCGGCAGAAUCAAAUAUGGAGACACAGGUAUUAGAACUAACAACUGACUGUGAGGAACUGAGACAAAGACUGCAAAUAAUGGAAGAAGAGGGAAAUAGGGAGAGAGAGGCAAGCGAGCAUAAGGUCAUUGAAUUAGAGGGUCUAGUCUCUGACUACCAGUUGAAACUGAAGCAAGAAGUAUCUGCUGUAAAGAAGCAAUGCAAGGAGGAGCUUGAGGCUGCUGUGGUGAAGCACAAGACAGAAAUGGAGUUUUUGAAAAGAAGGCAACAGAUGAGUCUUCAAACCGGAUCUGAGGGUGAGAGGGAGGAGUGGUAUCUCAUUGAGAUUGCUGAUUUGAAGCAAUCGCUCGAAGUGGCUAAAACUGAAGCUCAUUCUGCUAGAGAGAGGCUGAUGAAAGAAGAGAAGAAAGUAUUGACAUUAGAAACGCAAUUGAGUCAGCUAACCCCUGAUAAUACAAUAAGAGAGACUGGAGAGAGAGUGAAAGGAGGAGGAGGAGGUAGUGGAGGAGAUAAGGAGUUGGAAUAUUUGGAUAAGAUACAUAAUUUAGAAGAGCAGAUUGAUCAACUGAAUGAAAGUCAGUCAUCAAUGACAAGGUGAGGAAUUAUGAGUUUGCAU